Messenger RNA from Pelagomonas calceolata, 2727 nucleotides. Lineage: Eukaryota; Pelagophyceae; Pelagomonadales; Pelagomonadaceae. The record is from the annotation of a GenBank genome assembly.
GCUCGAGCCAUCCGCCUGCCGUGACAGUGCUGCACGCGCACAGCUGUGAUUUUGAACCCACGUAUCGUAAUUGUCGCGAAACCCCAGCGCGGAAAAGCCCACGCUUCAGUGCUGGGUCAUGAUGAGGCCAUUGGUGCUCGUGCUGGCAGCCGCCGCGGCCACGGCCGUCGACGUCGACGCGGUCUCGAUGGACGGCGAGGCCGCGGCGGUGCAGGGCCAGUCCGCGGCCGCGCCGCCGCCGCGGAUGAACCCGCGCCACAAUAACCCGAAGGACUGGGCGCAGCAGGCGGACGCCUCCGCCGCAGCGCUGGGCGCUUUGGAAGCAAAAGACCAAAAUAAGGUCGUGCCGUCCGCGGCGACGGGCGACAGCGGCGCCGCGGCCCCGAAGGAGGCUUCCGAGCCCGCCUCUGAGAAAGAGCCGCUUGUCGAGUCCGGCGAGGACGCCGCCGCAGCCUUCCGCGGCGCGGUGGCGGCCUUCCUGUCAGAGAAGGGCCUCGCGCCGGACGAGGCCAUGGCCGCCUCGGAGCUGCGGGAGGCCCAGUACGAGGCGGCGGCGGCCGUAUUGCGCCGGGCCGCCGCCACCGCACCGUCUCUGCUGAGAACGCUCGCGGACGAGGCCGAGCGACUGCAGAAGAACAACGCCCAGGCCAUCGCCGACAUGAUCACAAAAGCGGAGGCCGCGGUCGACAAAAACGCCAAGGACAAAGCGAAAGCGCUCUUGGAGGUCUGGAAGGGCCAGGUCCUGUGUGGAAAUCAAGCAGUGUGUCGGGUGCACCCGAUUUUUCUUCACGAAGUCAUUUCUCGGUGAUGACGCGGCCGCGCGGGCUCAGUCGAGCGCCGAGGGACCCGCAGCGCCACGCCAUCGAGCAGGCGUCGCGUCGAUGGCGUGCAGGUCGACGCGACGAUUCAGCACGAACGCGCCGUAAAAUUUGAUUUCCACACAGGCCAGGUCGCCGCGAAGGCGGGUGCGGAACCCGACGCCGCGGAGAUUGCCAGAGCUAGCGAAGCGUUUUCCGCACACGUCGCGCUCGAAGCGAGGGAGGAAAUCGCGAUCGAGAAGGCCCAAGUAGCCGUGGGGGAAAUAGUUGGCGGAUUGAUGCUGCCCGCGGAGAAGUCUGCCAUCGACGCGAUGUUGAUAGAGGCGGAGAAGGAAGGCGUUGUUCAGUGCAGAAAUCAAAUAUCACGGCGUGUGUCCGUCCACGGCUCAGUCAUGACCUUCACGCCAUCGACGCGACGCCAGCUCAAUGGCGUGGCGGUGUGGGUCUCUCGCCGCUCUAGCACCCGACUCACUGGUUGAUGUGCGCACAGGUGUCAUCGCGGCCCAGGCGGAGUUCGAGAAAGAUGGCAAUGCUGCGGUGAAGGCCGCCGCCAUUGAACGCGCAAAGGCCGUCGCGAAGCAGGCCGUGGCCGAGGUGGCUGGGAGCGUGCGCGGCAAGAACGGCCGCGCGGAGGCGGACCUGUCGUCGUCGGAACUCUACGCGGCGAAGCGGGCGCUGAUAUCGUGUUUGCAGGGGCUCCCCGACGACGAACGUUUGGCGAAAGUGGACCAGCAUGGGGUCCGUGGCUGUGAGUUCGAAGCGUCGAUGGACUGGUUGAGUCGGGAGGAAGGCGCGCCAGUCUUAUCGGGAUUUCGGGACCGCCAUCGCGUCGAGCUUCAAGAAACUGUGGAUCAAUUCCGCAUGACGGCCUCGAAGAUGGGCAAGGCGGUCCUCAUAGCCAAUGCCACGCUCAAGGCGAAGACGGCAUUCGACCGCACGUGCGUCGGAUUUCCCGCCAGCGACCCGCCGGAGCCGUGUAUUGCGGCGGCGGAGCGCGCCGCCGACGGCGCGGCUGUUGAGGCUGAGGCCGCUGUUAUUGAGGCCGCGGAGGGCGACGACGCGUCGUUCACGAGAUCACAUAUCGCGGCGUUGACUGAUGAGACUAAAGCUGCGAUCCGCGAGUGGGCGCGUUUACGCUUAUCGCGCGGGAGCUCCGAAUCGAAUGACUGCGGGGCGCGGCGUCCCUACGGUGCCUUCUGCUCGACGCCAUCUCCGCGACCCGCCCAUGAUGAGAUCGACGCUCGAUGGCGUGGCGGUGCUCACCGGUCGCGCGCGCAGGCCACGGGCGCGCCGUCCAGACCUUCGAGGCGAAAUGUGCGGAGGCGGAGAGAGCUUGGAACAGACCGGCCUGGGAGCGACUAUUUGUGGAGGCGCCGGCUGUGUCGACGAAGGAGCCGCCUCAGUUAGAUAACCGAGCGUGUCCUGGGCGGCCGUCGACCGAGCUCUCAGACCGCGCCGACGCGCGUCGGGCGCGGCUACGAAGGGUUGCGCGGGCCGCGGACGCUGCCACCGAGGCGACGUAUGUUGCGUUCAUGGGAGUUUCUGCCGCUCUGGCAUUACUGACGAUCGUCCUGCGGUGUUGCUGCCGGUGCUCGUCGUCGAUAUGUCUACUAUUGCUGAUAGUCGCGUUGACUGGACAAGUCCGCGUGUUCCAGUUGAUCGGUGAGGACAUCGGUGAAAGUUACGGCGCCUUACAGAUGCAGCAGAUCUUCGCGGGGUGGCUGGUGAUUUCACUCAUCUUCGCUUGUUGGCCGAAGCGGCGGUCGAAGAAAAACAUCGGGCGUGUUGGAUUCUUGUACGGGAAGGAUGAUGAGCACAUCCUGUAGUAAUGUUAUUUCCAGUAGUCUUAGUCUUGACCGCGAAGACGCCAAGGACUUAAUAUAAUAACGUAUACUUAUGCGUCGCGCCC